AUGGCACCUAUCCGCCAGAAAGCCUCCGGUUCGCGUCGCCAGACCCCGAUUGUUCGUGAUUCCGGUAAAGGCACCUCCUCCAAACUAAGCUACAACGCCACGCCCCUUGCUCCAAGCUCUAAGGACUCGCGCAACGCUGAGCGACGGUUCCUCGCUGAGCUUCCCUGGCAUCCUUUCAUCAAUGGGAUCAUGGAUGCCUUCGAUGAUGACCGCAAUUUGUACCUCAUGCUCGAGCUGGCCCCCUGUGAGUCGCUGCAUAAGUACUUGAGGAGGAAGCGGGACCCCAUCCCCAGUGCCCAUGCGCGCUUCUACUUCUCGAACAUCGUCCUUGGCCUCGAGUUCCUGCACUCUCGAGAUAUUGUGCAUCGCGACUUAAAGCCGGGGAACAUCCUCAUGGGUGCAGACGGGUAUCUGAUGAUCGGUGAUUUUGGGUGCGCCACGCACAUAUCAGAGGGCGGCCGAUGGCAGGGUAUUGGCACGCGGUUCUACAUGGCGCCUGAGGUCAACUCGGCGGUACGCACGACACCGGAGGCGUGCCACUUUAUCGAUUGGUGGGCUGCAGCAGUCAUCCUCUACGAGAUGGUCACGGAUAGACAUCCUUUCAAAGGCCCUGAGCACGAGCAGGUCUAUGCUCAGUGUUUGGUGCAUAAUAUCCAGUGGCCAGCAGGACACAAGGCCAACCAGGACCUGAAGGAUCUUGUGGAAAGGAUGCUCAUCCCUGACCCUGCGGAGCGUUAUGGCUGCAUGGUCCUGAAGGGGGAGCAUGAUGAGGUGGGUAAGAACGACGAAGUCCGCAUCCACCCAUUCUGCUAUGGGAAGGUCAACUGGAAGAAGAUCAUGGAGCGACGGCAGCUGGUGAGUGCAGCUCCUCUACUGCUAUGUCGUGCGUGCCGUUGA
Messenger RNA from Postia placenta MAD-698-R-SB12, 897 nucleotides. RefSeq lists its product as hypothetical. Gene Ontology annotation, cellular component: cAMP-dependent protein kinase complex. Gene Ontology annotation, biological process: peptidyl-serine phosphorylation; signal transduction. Gene Ontology annotation, molecular function: cAMP-dependent protein kinase activity; ATP binding. Lineage: Eukaryota; Fungi; Basidiomycota; Agaricomycetes; Polyporales; Adustoporiaceae. The transcript has 3 exons. The coding region runs from base 1 to 897 and encodes 298 amino acids. The record is from RefSeq and is a predicted model, not a curated record.